Messenger RNA from Astyanax mexicanus (Mexican tetra), 2730 nucleotides. RefSeq names its product baculoviral IAP repeat containing 7 (gene birc7). Gene Ontology annotation, biological process: regulation of cell cycle; positive regulation of protein ubiquitination; negative regulation of apoptotic process. Gene Ontology annotation, cellular component: cytoplasm; nucleus. Bases 146 to 1426 code for a protein of 426 amino acids. Lineage: Eukaryota; Metazoa; Chordata; Actinopteri; Characiformes; Acestrorhamphidae. The record is from RefSeq and is a predicted model, not a curated record. The transcript is spliced from 7 exons. Gene Ontology annotation, molecular function: ubiquitin protein ligase activity; cysteine-type endopeptidase inhibitor activity involved in apoptotic process.
AUGUGUGUGUGUGUGGUAGAGUGUGUGAGUGUUAUACACUGUGUUGUGUGUGUGUUUGUUAGGGGGGGGAUCUGUGUUGGUUCUGUUCUAGAACUCCGGAUGGUGCCGCGCGCUCGCUCGGGUCACAGGCUGUGCUGUGUGAUAUAUGGCCAGCGGGGGCUUCGGGCCGUACCUGAAUGGUCCGUUAUGGACCGGGAGCGGAAUGAGCGGCACGGAGGAUCAGCAUGGCGGCGGGGAACUGAGCCCCGUACUAAGCCCCGGACUGAGCCCCGGGAUGCACAGCGAGGAGGAGCGGCUCCGCAGCUUCGAGCACUGGGCCACGGACUCCCCGGUCAGCCCGGCGGACCUCGCCCGGGCCGGCUUCUACUUUCUGGGCUACGGGGACACGGUGCAGUGCUUCUGCUGCGACGGCGUGCUGCGGUGCUGGGUCAGCGGGGACGAGCCGCUCAGAGAACACAAGCGACACUUCCCGACCUGCGGCUUCAUACUGGGGCGGAGCGUGGGGAACAUCCCCCGGCCCCCCGGCUCUCCGGACUCGGUGGACGGGCAGCUGCUCAGCCAGCUCCAGAGGAUGGGGGUGGACGAGCAGGUCUCCGUCGGACAGGCCGUGUACCCGGAGAUGGAGGCCGAGGACACCCGGCUCACCACCUUUCAAAACUGGCCGCCGGGGGCCUCAGUCCAGCCGGACACUCUGGCGCAGGCGGGCUUCUUCUACACAGGUCAUGGUGAUAAUGUGAAGUGCUUCUUCUGUGAUGGUGGUUUGAGGAACUGGGAGCCUGGAGAUGAUCCGUGGCAGGAGCAUGCUAAAUGGUUCCCACGGUGUGAGUAUCUACUUCAGACGAGAGGACGGGAAUACGUGAACAACAUUCAGCAGUCGCACUUCAACAUGUCGGAGAUGAGUGGAUCUCAGACUCCAGCAGCUGGAAACAUUCCCACAGGCCACGAGGUGCUAAGUGGGCAGAGUGCAGUGGUAGCGGCCAUGUUGUCCCCCGUGGUGCAGACGGCGCUGCAGAUGGGUUUCCAGCGGGCGCUGGUGGAGAGCCUGGUGCAGUCACGUUAUCUGCUCACCGGCCAUCACUACACCUCCGUCUCCGACCUGGUGGCGGACGUCCUGCAGGCCGAGGAGGAGGAGAGGCAGGGCAGCCAGUCCAGACCAGAGCCCGUGGUGAGGCAGGGCGGUAGUACCGGUGAAGUCAGAACUCAGACCUCAGUCGGGGAGAAAGUGACGGGGAACCUGAGCGCGGAGGAACAGCUGAGGCAGCUUCAGGAGGAACGCACCUGUAAGGUAUGCAUGGACAAGCUGGUGUCCAUGGUGUUUAUCCCCUGUGGCCACCUGGUGGUCUGUACAGACUGUGCUGCCAGCCUGCGGCACUGCCCCAUCUGCAGGGCGGUUAUCCGCGGCAGCGUCCGCGCCUUCAUGUCCUGAGACCUACAAACAUCCAGUUAAAAACACACAACGCUGAGAAGACAAGGUUAAAUAACCAGAAAAACAUCUUCUCUUACCUUUGGAUGCAGGUUGGAAGGUUGGAAGCUACCUUGGAAAAAUUGAAUCAUCUCUCUGCUGGUUAAAGGAACUGAAACUGAAAAUGCUUCUUCUUUACAGAAGAACUACAGAAGAACAUCCAGUGUACUGUCCUAGCAGCUACAGUGAAACAUUGCACUAACCUGCAUGCUUUAGGGAUAAGAAACAGCAGAGGGCGCUAAUACGAUAAUUUGUCAAUUUAUUAAGCAUAAAUUCCAUAGACUUAAAAGCCAAUAAAGAAUAAUUUAAUUGCCUAGUUUUAGGCUUGUUUAUCAGGCUUAAUUUUUAAAUUACCAUAUUUUUUGCACUAUAAGGCGCACCAAAAACCCUUUAAUUUUCCCAAAAAUCGCCAGUGUGCCUUAUAAUCCUGUGCAUUUUAUGUAUGAAUUUUACAGUCAGGUUAUAAGGAGCAGUAAACCCACUCCUCUGAAUUACAGCGUUAUACAGGAGUUUCAGUUUAGUUCUCAAGCACCGGGGCAGGAGCAGCAUUAGAAUCAGUCGCUAACCGAUAUUUCCCCCUUCAGAGUGGAGUAUUAUCGACCUGUAGUCUGCUCCUAACCCCAGCUAGCACUGCUGAAGUAGCAUAAGUUUAUAACCUUAUCCAUAAUAUAUAUAUAUAUAAAGAAUUAUAAAUUAAUAUAAAUUAAGAGAUAAUAAUACAAUAUAAUGAAAUUAUUUCUAAGCACUGUAGAAUUUACCAUUGAAGACCUGUUAGUUUAUUUAUGAGGUUUAUAAGGAUGAAAGGGUGAAAGAGUGCUGUGCAGUGCAGUUUAACCAGAGUCUGAAUCAGGUUCUGCUGUGUGGUGGAAAAAUUCUGAUUUGAUCAACAUUUUUUUUGGUAUGGUAAAAGAAAGUGUCAACUAGACACUUCCAAACACUGCCAAGCAAAGACUGCCAAAGAUACAGCUUAUAAACUUAUAAUAAUAUAUAUAAAAUAAUAAUAUUGUAAUAAAAUGAAAAUGAUUACAUUUUCAACUUUUUUCUUUUUUUGUUUUGAGAAAACCAAAUGCAAACGAAUUAUUUCUACCCUAAAAAAACUAAACAUUUUAAAAACAUUUAUAAAUGCAAAAAACAAUCAACAAUUGAUAUGAAGUGAUGAGUCUCCAUGCUUUUUUAUAUUGAUGAACAUAGUAUAUAUAUAUAGUGUGUAUAUAUAGAAGAUAUUAAAGAAUGUGCUUUUUCUUGUAAUAAAGUCAUAUUUGAAUGAA